Molecule: messenger RNA, 4384 nt
Organism: Siniperca chuatsi (mandarin fish)
Lineage: Eukaryota; Metazoa; Chordata; Actinopteri; Centrarchiformes; Sinipercidae
Product: transducin-like enhancer protein 3-B
Exons: 21
Coding region: 711-3074 (787 amino acids)
Biological process (GO): negative regulation of canonical Wnt signaling pathway; regulation of DNA-templated transcription
Cellular component (GO): transcription regulator complex; nucleus
Molecular function (GO): transcription corepressor activity; protein binding
Source: RefSeq, a predicted model, not a curated record
GAGAACCCAAUUGGUUAGUGCAGAGCCCUCUCUCGGCAGUCGGGUCCUCGUGUCAGUGCACAGUCUGUGUGUGGUACAGCGCGCGGCGGAGGAACCGGGUAUACCCAACAGCAAGCUAGUGGUAUAUUUCACAACGGCCAACAUUAAAAAAAAACACACAAAAAACCCGGUUACUUGCUAACAAAUAAUCUUUGGACUUACUCGAAGAUUCGCGUACUACAGUUGGAUGUAAUAUAGGCUUUCUUUGAAGUUGCCUGCCGUCAACAACUCAAUCGAGGGGUUUCCAACGUCCGACCGGACGGAGAGAGUCUCUCCGCCUCGGGAUCACCGGGGUUUUAAAGGACUCUCAAGGGGCAAAGAAGAAGUGUAUGAAACAUAGAAACGGCGACGGACGUUUUCCGCCCUUAUCAUUCCGUGGUGACGGUCACAAGUCAAGGAUAUUAAGCUUUUUGUCUGGAUACUACUUUUUUUUUUUUACCUGUGCAGAAGAGAGGGGAAGAAUCAGUCCAGACAAAGGUACAAAGGAAAGGCCGACGGGGUGAUACAUCCAGUGGUCGGGGUCUGAGUGUGCGCCUCGCAGCCGAGAACAGGGCUUUGUCCGCCGCCAUCCUGCGUAUACCGGGGAGGGGGUGGCGGUGAUUUACCGCACCUUCACUGGGAUAACUGAAAGAGAGAAAACACACCGAAUUCCCUUGUGUAAAGGACGCGACAUGUAUCCACAAGGCCGGCAUCCGGCACCUCACCAACCAGGGCAGCCUGGCUUCAAGUUCACUGUGGCAGAGUCCUGCGACAGGAUCAAAGACGAAUUUCAGUUCCUGCAGGCCCAGUACCACAGUCUUAAAGUGGAGUACGACAAACUGGCCAACGAAAAGACAGAGAUGCAGCGUCAUUACGUCAUGUACUAUGAAAUGUCCUAUGGGCUUAACAUUGAGAUGCACAAACAGACUGAGAUUGCCAAACGUCUCAAUGCAAUUCUGGCUCAGAUCAUGCCGUUCUUGUCACAAGAGCAUCAACAGCAGGUGGCUCAGGCUGUUGAGCGUGCCAAGCAGGUGACGAUGACUGAGCUGAAUGCUAUCAUCGGGGUACGUGGACUUCCCAAUCUGCCUCUAACUCAGCAGCAGCUUCAGGCUCAGCACCUCUCUCACGCGGCCCACGGCCCCCCAGUCCAGCUGCCCCCACACCCCUCAGGCCUGCAGCCGCCCGGUAUCCCCCCUGUGACGGGCGCUGGCUCUGGCCUGCUGGCUCUGGGCGCUCUUGGCAGCCAGGCUCACCUGCCUGUAAAGGAUGAGAAGAACCACCACGACCUGGAGCACAGAGGCCCCUCAUCUUUUCACUCACCUCUGGCCAUUCCUCUGAAAGAGCGCGAGUCGAGCACGAAUAACUCAGUGUCGCCAUCAGACAGCCUGCGGGCAGCAAGCGAGAAGCACCGCAGCUCCUCAGAUUACGGUCUCGACUCCAAGAAACGCAAAGUGGAGGACAAAGACAGCAUGAGCAGAUAUGACAGUGAUGGAGACAAAAGCGACGACUUGGUGGUGGAUGUUUCCAAUGAGGAUCCAGCAACCCCUCGAGUCAGCCCCGCUCACUCUCCUCCAGAAAACGGCCUGGAUAAAUCACGAGUCCUGAAGAAGGAUGCUGCCCCCAACAGCCCCGCCUCUGUCGCCUCGUCGGGCAGCACGCCGUCCUCCAAAGCAAAGGACCACGCCCAUAAUGACAAGUCGUCCACACCGAGCCUGAAGUCCAACACACCAACACCAAGAAAUGAGGCCCCAACACCAGGAACCAGCACCACUCCAGGACUGCGGCCUCUUACAAUGGGCAAACCACCCGGCAUGGAGGCUUUAGCCGCCCCUGCCCUGCGUACACCUCUAUCCAUUGCGGGUUCCUAUGCCAGCCCGUUUGCUAUGAUGGGUCAUCAUGAGAUGAACGGAUCCCUGACCAGCCCAGGCGUCUAUCCGGGUCUCAUUUCACCACAGAUGAGUGCUGCAGCCGCUGCCGCCUAUGGACGCUCACCCAUUGCAGGGUUUGACCCUCAUCCUCACAUGAGAGCUCCAGGCCUUCCAGCCAGCCUCACAUCCAUUUCUGGAGGAAAACCAGCUUAUUCUUUUCAUGUGAGUGCAGAUGGUCAGAUGCAGCCCGUGCCCUUCCCUCCAGAUGCACUGAUAGGACCGGGCAUCCCACGCCAUGCUCGCCAGAUCAACACACUGAGCCACGGGGAGGUGGUGUGUGCUGUCACCAUCAGCAACCCCACACGUCACGUCUACACCGGCGGCAAGGGUUGUGUCAAGAUCUGGGACAUCAGCCAACCAGGCAGCAAGAGUCCAGUGUCCCAACUCGACUGCCUGAACAGGGACAAUUACAUCCGCUCCUGCAAGCUGUUGCCUGACGGCCGCACCCUGAUAGUGGGUGGCGAGGCCAGCACGCUGACCAUCUGGGACCUGGCCUCGCAGACUCCCCGCAUAAAGGCCGAGCUCACUUCCUCUGCUCCAGCCUGCUACGCACUGGCCAUAAGCCCCGAUGCCAAGGUCUGCUUCUCCUGCUGCUCAGAUGGAAACAUCGCCGUGUGGGACCUCCAUAACCAGACCCUCGUUAGGCAGUUCCAGGGCCACACAGAUGGAGCCAGCUGCAUCGACAUCUCCCACGACGGGACCAAACUGUGGACCGGAGGGCUCGACAACACGGUCCGCUCCUGGGAUUUGAGGGAGGGACGGCAGCUCCAGCAACACGACUUUACCUCACAGAUCUUCUCGCUGGGCUACUGUCCCACUGGAGAAUGGCUGGCUGUGGGCAUGGAGAGCAGCAACGUGGAGGUGCUUCACCACACCAAGCCUGACAAGUACCAGCUGCACCUGCACGAGAGCUGUGUCCUCUCACUCAAGUUUGCCUACUGUGGUAAAUGGUUUGUGAGCACAGGGAAGGACAAUCUGCUGAAUGCAUGGAGGACUCCUUAUGGUGCCAGCAUAUUCCAGUCGAAGGAGUCGUCCUCCGUCCUGAGCUGUGACAUCUCAGCAGAUGACAAAUACAUCGUGACAGGAUCCGGUGACAAGAAGGCCACCGUCUACGAGGUCAUCUACUAGCGACAAAGGAGGUUCCUGCUCUGCUUCAGCACUUCUAAUGAGAUGACUUACUUUCCUUCGACCAUCCAUCUGUGGACUACAACGCGCUGAGACUUGGCAAACUUAACUGGAGCUGUUAGCCUAAGGAUGCUUGUGCUGGAAAGUAGUUGACCUUUUCUGUCCUUUUUGUUUUGGAGGGUUUAUUUUUGGGUUACACUUUUUUUUUUCUGAUUUUCCUUGAGAAUAUUUGGGUGUAACCCGAUGAAGCCGCGCUUCAUUUCUGAGAACCUCGUUUCCCCAGACGUCUUGUGAAAAGUGUACAUAUCGGAUUAAAUAAAAGACAUUUUAUAUAUAUUAUAAAAAUAUAUAUAUUUUCAUGUCCUGGGUGUACUUGUGAUGAUUUUUUUUGCCCACUCUGUCUUAUGCCAUGAUAUUUGAGUGGGAGAGCAGAACAUAUAGAUUAGAACUUUUUAACAAUUUUACUCUUUGAUUUUCUUAAAGCACAUUCUCCAGGCUGACCUUUUCAGAAAUCAAACAGAGGAGCAUGAAACUUGCAAUUAGGACGUUUUGUGGAGACUUUAAAAUGGCCUUUUCUCACAGUGCUCUUACCGGAUGAUGAAAACGUGGAGUCCUCUGACUCAGGCAGAGCCUCUGCUGGUUUGGACCACUGUGCGACCGAGCGGGACGCUAUGAUUCAGGAAAAGAAAUGGAUGUAAAUUUAAUUCAUAUAUAGAAAAAGACAUUUUUAAAGUGUACAUCGCUGUCUGUGCUAUCUUUCUCCCCUUUUUGUUUUACCUUUGUUAGAUUACGGGACAUAGGGAAUGUUUAAUGUUUAGCCUAACCCUUGGACCUCCGUUGGCAACAGACACAAACUGGAUGACAAUGUGCUUUUUGCUAACUUGACGUAAGAUGGAUGUUGAAUUGCACCAUUGAUUUCUUGGCUACAGACUAAACUCAAACAGUCCAAUCUGUGCUAUUGGACUUGUUCUGCCCUUUGUAUCUUAUCAAUAUUCCUGGAAUGUGUGUGGUCGGCCGUGAUGGGGAGGCAGAGAGAGACAUGUAAAUGCUCUUGGGGAAGGAAGGAAUGGCAACAGAAGUACACAAAUUAGAAAAUAUAGUAUCUCCAAUGUUGACGUUAAGACAACAGUGAAUAAUUUUGGUUUGUACACUGUGCUCCUGAUCCUGUCAGCAUUUCCCAAAAUAAAAUAAAAUAAAAAGGGGCGAAAUGCGCCAGUCCCUCUGAAUCACACCAAAGUAUGUAGCAAAUGCUGUCAGCACUGAAAAGAAAUGUACAGUUGUUAAUAAAUCAAUAAAACAGUUUUUGUAGAAUG